UAUCGCUCUCGCGUCGAUCAAUAUGGGACCAAAGCCGACUGGCCCCGUGAGCCACUCUACCAAGUCGGCGAGACCGUCUACCUCCAGAUCGCUGGACGCCAGCAGCCCGCCGGCCCCUACGUGAUCGUCUCCAACGACUUUGAGAAUGCCACGUACCAGCUCCAGCGAUUGGAUAAUGGCCAGAGGCAUCCGGUGGCGGUACCCGAGACCAGUCUGAGGGUGCCAAGCUCUUGA
Fusarium vanettenii 77-13-4 is the source of this 234-nucleotide messenger RNA. RefSeq lists its product as uncharacterized. NCBI's taxonomy places the organism in Eukaryota, Fungi, Ascomycota, Sordariomycetes, Hypocreales, Nectriaceae. The record is from RefSeq and is a predicted model, not a curated record. The annotation marks the transcript as partial. The transcript is spliced from 2 exons.